Messenger RNA from Aureobasidium pullulans EXF-150, 1846 nucleotides. RefSeq names its product subtilisin-like protein. Bases 1 to 1716 code for a protein of 571 amino acids. The record is from RefSeq and is a predicted model, not a curated record. NCBI's taxonomy places the organism in Eukaryota, Fungi, Ascomycota, Dothideomycetes, Dothideales, Saccotheciaceae. The transcript is spliced from 6 exons. Gene Ontology annotation, molecular function: serine-type endopeptidase activity; tripeptidyl-peptidase activity. Gene Ontology annotation, biological process: proteolysis.
AUGCCUUCGAUGCAUCUCUUCACGUUCGGUAUCCUUGCACUUCUUCUCCCAAAUGCCAUAGCUGCACCUACAUCCAACACGGCAGCAUACGCAGUCAAAGAGAGACACGAUGCACCACAAGGCUGGACCAAGAUAACCUCUCCCGUCGAGUAUCAGACCAUCAGUCUUCAGAUUGCUCUCAAACAGCAAAACUCCGACGCCCUCACAAAGAUCGCCCUGGAAGUCUCUGAUCCGUCCCAUCCCCGCUAUGGCCAAUACCUCUCUGCCAAGCAACUUCUAGGACAUGGCAUCGAUACUGCCGCACUCAGCUCCACCAGAGACUGGAUCAACGUCGACUUGCCUGUUCACAAGGUCGAGAGCCUCUUGAACACCACCUACUUCAAUUACCGUUACACGGACGGCUCGACAUUGGUUCGCACUUCAGAGUGGUCGCUACCCGUCUACCUACAUGGAUAUGUUGACCUGAUUCAACCCACCACCUCUUUCUUCCGGACUCCCAAGCCGCUAAUCCACCCAACACAUGAGCAUGUUCCGAUGAGACGGCAUCAAAGAGAGGACUUGUUGGAGACGAUGCCGAACGAUGCCUCAGGUUCUUCAGCUUGCAACAUCGGCAAACUUUGCGACCCUACUGAGACUUCGCUUCGUUGUCUGCGCUGCCUGUACGGAACGAUGAACUACACUGCCCAGGUACCCGAGAGAAACAUGAUCGGCGUCACAAGUUAUCAUGGCUUAGCUCAGAGGCGAUCCGACAUCAGACAAUACCUCAAGAAGUUCCGUCCGGAAGCAGUAGAAGUCGCCGAUACAUUCCCCAUUGUCUUCACCGCAGAUGUUUUAGAUCAUUAUGAGAAUUUGACAGAUCCCACAGAUCUCGCCGAGGCUGAUAUGGAUGCAGAGUUGGCCAUCGGAAUCUCUUGGCCAACCUCAUUCAUGGCAUGGUCAACUGGCGACGAUUUCAUUGAGUGGAUGGUUUACGUGUUGGCACAAGACAGUUUGCCGCAAGUCAUCAGCACUUCUUGGGGGGCCAACGAACACACGUGGCCGCUCGCGACAACGACACGUUUAUGUGAUGGCUACAAGGAGCUUGGCGUUCGUGGGGUCUCACUUAUCUUCGCCAGCGGUGAUGCUGGUGUGGCCGGUGUCCGAGACGAGUCUUGCGGUUCCGAAUUCCAUCCGACAUUUCCUGCAUCUUGUCCUUGGAUCACGGCUGUCGGCGCCACAAAGGGCUUUGAGCCUGAAGUUGCCGUGUCAGCUUAUGGUAGUGGUGCUGGCUUUUCCAAUCACUUUGCCAUGCCAAAGUACCAAGUCGACGCCGUCCACGGGUAUCUUGAAGGGAUAGGUGAUAUGCACGCAGGAAUGUACAACCGCUCUGGACGGGCCUAUCCAGAUGUUGCAGCCCAAGGAGCACGGACCACCAUCGUGACGAGUGGUAUCAAGACAUCCAACAGCGGCACGAGCGCAUCUGCACCCAUCUUUGCAGCUGUGAUUGCAUUGGUCAACGAUGCACGCAUCGCAGCUGGCAAACCCGUGCUUGGCUUCUUGAACCCAUGGAUAUAUGGUGCAGCUUCUGCAGCUUUUACUGACGUCGAAGAUGGUUCUUCAGUCGGUUGCGACACGGAUGGUUUCCCAGCUGCCGAUGGGUGGGACGCUGUCACCGGCUUCGGUACUCCGAACUUUGACAGACUCAUCGAAGCGGCAUUCAGUGUGUUCGAGACUUGAUGGAGUCGCCAGGAGGAAUAUCGGUUUAGGGGAUAGGACUGUUAUCGACAGAACCGGACGACGGCAUCAUUGACCGCAUCGUAUUUCUUUGUUGCUCACAAUCACAAUUGAAUUGAUAUGAAUUUCCUGC